AUGACAACCCCCCUCCCCCUCCCAGAGGGAAUAACCACCCGCUUCAUCCCCACAAAAACCCUAACCUUCCACAUCCUCGAAUCCAACCCCGACCCCAACACCCCACGCCCCCUCCUACUCCUCCUCCACGGCUUCCCCGAACUCGCCUUCUCCUGGCGCAAAGUCAUCCCCCCACUAGCAGCAGCUGGCUACCACGUCGUAGCCCCCGACCAGCGCGGCUUCGGCCGCACAACAGGCUGGGACACGAGACCCUUCUCGGAGGUCGACCUGAAUACAUUCACGCUCACGAGCUUCGUCCGGGACAUGGUGACCCUGGUACAUGCGCUGGGGUAUCGGUCUGUGCAGUGCGUGGUCGGACAUGAUUGUGGAGCUGUUACGGCGGCGAUGUGUGCGCUUGUACGGCCGGAUUUCUUUAGGAGUGUUGUGCUUUUGAGUCAUCCUUUUAAUGGGAGUCCUGUGUUGCCGUUUGGGACUUCUUCUUCUUCUUCCUCUGGAGAAGAAGGGGAGGAGAAGGGUGGUGGAGGAGGAACGGAGUCCGCGGCAGGGGACCACGUGCAUGAUGAGCUUGCUGCGCGCGGCAGGAAGCAUUAUAAGUGGUAUUAUUCGACUUCGCCAGCGAAUGAAGAGAUGGUGGAGCCGGUGGCCGGGCUCGGAGAGUUCCUGCGAGGGUACUUUUAUCUGAAGAGUGGGAGUUGGGGUGGGAAUCAGCCGUUUCCGUUGGAAGGGUGGACGGCUGAGGAUUUGGUCAAGUUGCCUUAUUACUAUGUUAUGCCGUUGGAGGCGAAUAUGCGCGAGGCUGUGCAGAGGCACAUGGAGUCGGAGUCGGAGGGGACGGUUGCGGCUUCGAAGGAGUGGUUGUCGGAUGAGGAAUUGGCGGUUUAUGUGGGUGAGUAUGCGCGGACGGGGUUCCAGGGUGGGUUGAAUUGGUAUCGUGUGCGAACGGCUGCUGGGGGCAGGUAUACUUGGGAUUUUGAUGUGUAUGCUGGUCGGAAGAUUGAGGUACCGGCGGCUUUUGUGUCCGGCAAGUCGGAUUGGGGGAUUUAUCAGGAGCCGGGGGCUUUGGAGAAGAUGGUGGAUGGGAGGGUUUGUUCGGAUUUUAGGGUGUUGAGGUUGGUGGAUGGGGUUGGGCAUUGGGCGCCCCAGGAGUGUCCUGGGGUUGUGGUGGAGGUUAUUUUGGAGUUGUUACGGGGGUUGUAG
This is a messenger RNA of Aspergillus oryzae RIB40, 1197 nucleotides long. RefSeq names its product alpha/beta fold hydrolase. Gene Ontology annotation, molecular function: hydrolase activity. The coding region runs from base 1 to 1197 and encodes 398 amino acids. The record is from RefSeq and is a predicted model, not a curated record. NCBI's taxonomy places the organism in Eukaryota, Fungi, Ascomycota, Eurotiomycetes, Eurotiales, Aspergillaceae. The transcript has a single exon.